UCGGUAACUUUGACUGGAAUCAGAACAAGAUUAUUGUGAAUCCUUGGUAGCUGGGAUGCAUUUAGUUAACACAAUCAACACUGCUGAUGAGGGGAAAGACUGAGGACCUCGCGCGUUUCGUUGUUUGUUUCGGACAUUAGGCAAACGUGUGAUCCCGACAGCAGACCGCAAUGGCUACCAGGUCGAAAGAAGAAAAGUUCCAGUGUUUGAACUGUCCAAUGUGUCUUGAUGUCUUAUGUAACGCUACCUUCCUUAGCUGUGGCCAUUCCUUCUGCAGGGGUUGUUUAGAAGCAUAUGACAAGCAACUCAAGGAUCUGAAUCACAUUGUCUGCCCAGUCUGCAGGAAGUCGACCAAGCUGGAUCAAGAACGGGUCGCAGGUUUGACACCAAACUUCUUAGCCAAAGGUCUAAAAGAUCUCCUCAAAGUGGACGUCAUCGCACAAAGUCAGGAAGACGAUCUUUCAUCGAAAUUCUGUUCAUUGCAUAGUAAUGUCUAUAAAGACAUUUACUGCCAGCCCUGUGGUGAGUUCAUCUGUCUUACAUGCUUUAUCGACAGCCAUCAAGGUCACAAGAUUAAGAAGCAGGAGGAGUUAGAAAAGGAGUUGAAGACCAAAAGAGAUGCUCUUCUUGAGAAGAGCACGACGAGAAAGGCCCGCUUUGAACAGUGUUUGAGCGAGGCUCUCCUACAAAGAGAUGUCAUGAAUUCACAUCUGAGUGGUUUGGAGAGGGAAGUCAGAGAUACCUUUGCCAUCAAGGUUGUAGCUCUCCAGCAAAAUGAGGAAGAAUUGCUAGAGAAGAUUGAAGGCAUCAGGAAAGACUUGGACAAGCAGUUGGAAGGUUGUAUUUAUCGCUGCACAGAAGUCAUUGGUAAGAUCAGUAGUUCUGUCAAACUCUUAACCCAUCAUGCAAGUAAGCCUUUAGAUCAUGAUAUUAUUAAAGCGGACCAGUUGAGAUGCGCCGAUCUAGAGGAUUCACUGAUGAAGGUCACUGAUGAAGAGUCUACAACACGUGUGGAAGAGAUAAGAAGGAAUGUACAGUUUUGUCCGGCUGGGGAUGAGCUUCUUGCCCUAGGUUGUAUAGAUGUCAGCGUCAACGACAUAGAGAAUAAUAGUAGUCAUAAUACCACAGAUGAUGCUGUGGUUUCUGAAGAAGCGGGAGGGCCACCAGCUAGCAGUCUGGAAACCGUGAAUGCCACGCAACAUGUGAAGACUACUGGUAGAAAGCAUAGAAGAAACAAGAGAGGAAGAAAGCAGCAAGUUUGCAAGAACGAUUCAGGCAUUCCAGAAACAGUAUUGAAUAAUUCAAUGAGUAUUGUGAGAACAAGGGCUUUCCCUUUGGAUAAAAGACGCUUGUUCGGGCUCGCAGCUCUGUCGGAGGAUGCAGUGGUUAUAGGAUACGGCGAGGAUCGGAUAGGUUGUGACCGCUUUACUCUGUCGGGUGACGAAGGUCCAUACCUUGGGAGUGAGGUGGGUGACGUCUAUGAUGUUGCUUUCCUUUCAGGUGGCAGGACGGUUAUAUCAAAGGAAGGAGAUGAAUUCGUUAUAUACAACACCAUCAGCGGAAGCAGUAGCGGCAAGAGGUACGCUUUGAGGCCAUCUGGAGGACUCGUCCGGGUGAGCACUGAUCAGCAUGACAACAUCUACGCCGUAAAUAAUAACCCAGUGAUCUGCGUCUUCGACGGUAGCAACCCUAACCCACAGAGAGUGGUCCGCACUGGGAAUAUCCGACCGCAGCAGAUCUGCGUUACCAGGACUGGCAUAAUGAUUACCAGUACCGGUACCGGCAACUUCACGCCUAGCACGGUCACUGUCUUUGACCGGGAAGGUCGCGUAGGCCCUUCCAUCAUAGCAACCAAUCAAAAUGAGUAUGUGUAUGCUACGGUAGACAACCUUGAUAGAGUUCUUGUAGCAAUCGUGGGGUCUUUGUCAGAUACAUUGAGUUUAACGAGGUACAGGCUGCAAGGAAUUCAGCCCAUUGAAGAGGUGAGGUUUCAACUUCUUAGAAUGCCUGGUCAAAAUAAGUUGGGUUUGUCUGGUACUAUGUUCCACAUUGUCAGUCUUUCACCCAACAUGAUUGCUGUUGUUUUUCAGAACUGUCUUUCUUUCAUACAGCUAGGAAUGUAAGUAGUGGAGAGUUUCGUCCUCCCUCCUAGAGCCCUGUUUCAUUAAAAGUCACAAGUUACAAAAACUUUUAUUAGCUACUGAUGUCCUUGCAUUUGAUUGGCCGAGAGCAAAGUUGUAUUAAAAUUUCAAAAUGUGUAACUAACAAAAAAGUCUUAUGAAUCAGAGCCUGUCUUAGGUUGCUUUAACCCUAUUUUAACUGGGCUAUUUCAGACUUUUUUUUACUAAGAUCUCGGCCG
Messenger RNA from Strongylocentrotus purpuratus (purple sea urchin), 2359 nucleotides. Its product is annotated as E3 ubiquitin-protein ligase TRIM56-like. Gene Ontology annotation, biological process: positive regulation of DNA-templated transcription. The record is from RefSeq and is a predicted model, not a curated record. The coding region runs from base 171 to 2123 and encodes 650 amino acids. NCBI's taxonomy places the organism in Eukaryota, Metazoa, Echinodermata, Echinoidea, Camarodonta, Strongylocentrotidae. Gene Ontology annotation, cellular component: nucleoplasm; chromatin. The transcript is spliced from 2 exons. Gene Ontology annotation, molecular function: zinc ion binding; ubiquitin-protein transferase activity.